Molecule: messenger RNA, 3270 nt
Organism: Sycon ciliatum
Lineage: Eukaryota; Metazoa; Porifera; Calcarea; Leucosolenida; Sycettidae
Exons: 1
Coding region: 1-3270 (1089 amino acids)
Molecular function (GO): nucleic acid binding; zinc ion binding
Source: RefSeq, a predicted model, not a curated record
AUGUCAAAAGCUCAGGGAUACUUACGCCCGUAUCGCGGGAGUGAGGAUGACUUCGAGACAUUUUGGGCCAAAUUCGAAGUGCUCGCGACGAUCAAGGAAUGGGAUUCCGACGAGAAGAAAAUGCCGCAGCUACCGCUGUUUCUGGAGAAGGACGCUUUCCUUGUCUUCAACAGGAUGUCCGCGGACGACAGGAAGAGCUCCGCAGCAGUGAAGAAGAAGAUGCAGGAGGCGUUCUGUGUCACACGAGCGCGAGCUUUCAGCUUGCUGACGAGUCGGACGUUGAAGAUGGACGAGUCGCCCGACGCAUUUGUUGCGGACCUGCAGCGUCUGGGCAAACUAGCUGGACAAGAGUCCAGCGAUAAGGAUGACAACAGUGUCAUCGUCGAGCAGCUAAUGGCCGGUAUUCCGUCUUCUUGGUCUCGCCAAAUUCGUCUGUCGAUGGCAGGAAAGGCGCUCACGGUGAGUGGGUGCUUAGAACUAGUCCGAGCCCUCAAGUUUAGUGACGACGGUCGAUCUAGCAGUGCGGAGUAUGGAACUGGAAGCGCGGCUGCGCUUGGCCCUGCUUCGAGUUCGAAACCGACGAAGAAUGUGAUAUGCUUCCGAUGCAAGGAGCAAGGCCACAUGAAACGUGAUUGCCCGCAGGGUCAGCGCAAGCAGCCUGGACCAUCGACUAGCUCGAGUCGCGCACGCGGAAUUACGUGCUUCUUUUGUGACAAGAAUGGACACCGUAAGGCUGAUUGUCCUGAACGGAAGGCCUGGCAGGCCACGCAGUCAAGUAAGGGCACUGCCGCGGCUGCCGCCGAGAUCGACGAUGCUGCGCUCUGUUCUGUUGCUGUACCAGCGCUGACUGCAGGUGCCAGGCUCACUAGGAUUUAUGUUGAUGUCUGGAAGAGGGGCAGUCGGGACAGUGCGCAACGAAAGGUGGCGGUCAUCGACACUGGAGCCACAAGAACGCUGAUGACCAAGCAAUGUGCUAUGGAUGGAGUACUGCAGUUGGCUGAGUCUGGCAGUCACAUCAUUGCCCUAGAUGGCCAGCCACUGGGCAUCAUUGGCAAGGCCAGCGUGUGUGUAGGACGACUGGACGGGUCAACCCCAGUUGCCAUGCCGGACACAGAGGUUGAGGUGUUGGUGGUGAAGGACCUGUCCGUGGUACGUGCCGAUUUGCUCAUUGGAUCGGACGUCGUCAGCCGGUGCAGGGGUCUACGUCUCAGCUAUGAUGAUGACGGCGAGCUGGAGCGAGUGAGGUUUGGCACUGAUGCGUGUGCUGCGUCUGCCGUGCAUACCAAGCCUGUAGCCAAGUGCCAGGAAGCACAUCCGUCAAGGCAUGUUCGGGUCACCCAAGAUGGCGACAACGUGACGUUGUGUGUAGACGACGGUGAGGUGCGUUGGUGCCAUGACACGAAGCGUUGGGUGCUGAAGUGGGUGUGGAAAAAUGGAAAGGCCCCACAGCACCCAGUCGGCCACGGCAUCGGGCAAUACCCACGGGAAUCGCUGACUGCAGAGCAAGAGCAGCUAUUCUGCCACGAGGUGGACACCUGGGUGGAAAAUGGCUGGCUCGUCGAGCACGAUGAAGCCGUACACGGAGCGAUCGCCGGCGUGUUGCCACUGCUCGCGCAUACUCAGGAGCAUAAGGCCAGUACGCCAGUUCGGCCAUGUUUAGAUUAUCGCGGCGUGAACAAGCUGAUCCAAUCGCAACCGGGCUACGAGGCUCCCGUCUGCGCGGAGAAGAUCAGGAAGUGGCGGCAGACUAGCGGUGGUGAGUGGAAGAUGCUCGAUAUCAAGAAGGCCUACCUCCAGGUACACGUCAGCCCAGAGCUUGCACGAUAUCAAGCUGUGCUGUGGAAGGAGAAAGUCUAUCUCAUGACGAGAAUGGGCUUCGGCCUAGCGAUUGCGCCUAAGAUCAUGCACAUGAUUGUGCAGUGGGUCACCCGCAACCACCCAUCGGUUGACAACUAUGUCGACGAUAUCCGCACCCCGGCUGGAGAAACGGAGCAGGUUGCCGCUGAGUUGGCUGCAUAUGGCCUGCCAACAAAGCCAGCUGAGCCACUGACGAAAUCCCGUGUGCUUGGCAUGCAGCUCAGGAACGAUGACGACAACGACUGCAGGACCCAAUGGACUAGAAGGGACAUCGACCUGGAGCCACCGCCCAAGCUGACCAAACGUAGCUUGUUCGCAUGGUGUGGGCGACUAAUAGGCCACUACCCUGUAUGCUCUUGGCUACGACCUGCGUGCAGCUAUCUCAAGCGGUUGGCCAGUCCAGAGGGAAGCGCGUGGGACGAUCCGGUAUCCCAAGCUGCAGUGCAAUGCUGUGCCAACUUGUGUAUGAAGCUUGCUGAGGACGACCCAGUCCAUGGCUACUGGGAUGUGGUGGUGGACGACGACUCGGUCUGGACGGUCUGGUGUGACGCGUCCGACCUCGCAACCGGUGUUGUCCUGGAGCUGCACGACGAAGUCAUAGAGGACGCCUGCUGGCUGGGGCCAAAGCAGGACAAGCGUCAUGUCAACGUGGCUGAACUCGACUCAGCAAUCAAGGGCCUGAGUCUCGUAACCAAGUGGAAGGCUAAGCGUGUGAAGCUGGUGACCGACUCAAAAACAGUGGCAGGGUGGCUGACCCAAGUUGCCGAUGGCACACGGCGUGUGCGAGCUGGUGGCCUGUAUGAAGUUCUCGUGCAACGCCGACUGCAAAUCGUGGACGACCUCAUCGCAACAACUGGCUUGCAGGUCCAGGUCGUCUGGGUGCCGACAUAUCAGAACGUGGCGGAUAAGAUGACCCGUGUGCCAUUUCGCUGCCCCAAGACGAGCAACGACGUGGCAGCCGCUGUACCGGCUGGUUCCGCUCCUGUCGAGCUGGCGGGGGUGAAGCAGGCGCAGCAAAACGACGGCCAGGUACGUGCCGUCAUGGAACAAAAGUCGGUGGGCAUGCCUGUGACAGAUGACGACUUCAAGGCAGUGCGUUCCCAGCUCUGCAUCAAAGAUGACCUUCUCUGCCGGAGUGUGAAGGUCCCUGCUGACGGUGUGGUACUCGUACCAGUUCUUCCUGGCGAGAUGGAAGAUGGCGUCAUUCGAGCGGCCCAUGCCGGGUCUGGCCAUGCAUCGUGGCAGACGUCUAUGAGAUCCUACGCCAGAAGUGUUACUUUCCGCACAUGGCUGAGAAGUGCCAGCAGUACGUCAGCCAGUGCCAGCAGUGUCGUGCAGCCAACAGCUCCGGAAGUCAGUCCGUGUCGCCAACUCGACACGAGAUUCCUGGGAGCCCGUGGAGCACAGUCGUGA